AAGGAGGGACUUCUGAAAGGGAUAAAAUGCAAAUACACGAGGCAGUUUUACCUGAGUUUGGUGGCCUGUCUUUCAAUGAAAAUCCUACUGGAUGGGGUCCUGUUGAUAUUCCAGACGAAUUCAAAAACAUGCCUUAUCAACCAUUCUCAAAAGACAUGCGUCUAGGCAGAGUGGCUGACUGGUCGGGUAAUAUAUUUCAAGAUAUGAAAACAAAAGGUUUGUGAUAACGUUGUCAUGUAUAAAAUUUCAGGCCGCUAUGUUUCUCAGUUUGUCGGAUCACAGUACGCUUACUAUCAUGAUGAAGACGACAGUAAUUUCCAAUUGGUUUCUUCUGUCCGUGACACUAAGACUCCUGCGAUUCGACAAAGAUAUCGAUUUCCAAUGGCAAGUUAUGCAUUUAUAACUGGUUUGCAUUCUCUCCUAAUGAGUCGUGUAAAUAGAAAUUUCCUCAAUUAUGUAAGCUUGAAAUAUUACUAAGGAAUUUACUCAGCUGAACCGCAAGAAAUCAUGUAGUGCCGACAUAAACUUCACAUGAAUUCCUCCAAGUAGGUUUCGAUAGUCAACCCUCUUGGGCGCUCUAGUGGUCUGUAGUUGAUCCUGUGAUAAACUUCUGUUGGCUUUUAUAUUCAGUAGUUUCAAGAGAGGAUUCCUGUAUGAUAGGAUUUAUUUGAUUGCUCAAAUGAGAAGUGUCACCAUAGAGUUUGGGUCAGUAACUAAGACAUCCGUUAUUUCACCGAAAAAAUGUACAAAAGAAUAUAAAAUACGCGGUUGUACUUCUAUCGUACGAUACUUGUUUUGAGAUAACUCAUAAGAUAUAUUUGGUUCCAGUGAGUAUAUUCAUUUAGUUGGACGUAACGUGCCCUGAUUUGAGGUUUUAGACUAUCCAGCAGGUCUCGAAAGCAUCCAAUGUUGGUCGUUCGUGACAGUUUGAACAGACACUUCCAUGCUAUUUCCUAAGUUGAUUCUGUCUUUCUAACAAUCCUCCGAUCGGCUCAUCAUUUUCAACAUGUUUUAUUCAAGGGACAUUUCAGUGGGGCAGACCAGUAGACAGUAUUAAAUUACUCGACUUAUCGGAAUACGCCAAUAUAACUGCCUUUGAGGGCCAAGUAUUCAUGAGGAGUAUGUCGACAUGUGCAAAAACCUCCAUUUGCAUACUCAAGUGCUUUCGAAUAGUUUCACGUUAUCAGUUCCAUUUUCAGAAGAGCAAUGAAGGUUUGAUCAAAAAUUACCGAGUGGGUAACGUAAGUAAUUAGGUGACUUGAAGCAAUGAAUCAUGAGUUCUUUUAGUGAUAAAAUCAACAUGUUCCAUGGAGUGCAGUUUUCUGUCAUGUGAAGCUUAUGAUGUGCGUGGUCGUCGUGGUGUGGGUGGUCCAGGCACAGGUUACCCCUGGGCAGGUGGAGGUCGAGCCGGAUAUCAAAUGCUGGGAGCCCAGGGUAAUGUGAUGAGCCGCAAGCUGCGUAAUGCAUCGGAUAGGGAACGGAUGAUUUUGCAACAGAAUAGACGGUGGCAGCACUGGGGUCCUGGUGGUAUGGGUCAGCGACGUGGUGGGGCUCAAGGAUGGAGAGGCAAUGCAGGAGGUUGGGGUUCCAAUGCCGAUCGCAGACAAGCCCACAGGGCAGUACGUGAUGCAUCCAUUCAGAUUAAAGAAAGUUGGACAAUGUUGGAAGAGUUAGAUUUUACUAGACUCUCAAAGUUGGCGUUGCCAAAUGUCAAGGAACCCGAAGAUAAAGUUGAUUGUGGAGAAAUGGAAUACUAUGACAAAUCCUACGAUCGUGUCAGUACUCGGAAUGAACGUCCUUUAAUUCGAGUGAAUCGGGUUCUUCACACUGUUACAACUUCCAGAGACCCAGUUAUCUGCCGAUUAGCUGGUGGAAAUGUGGCAAAAGUCUUUUUCACGGACACUAUCGCUUCUAUGAUUAUGUGUUGCACUCGUUCUGUAUACCCUUGGGAUAUAAUUGUACAACGUAUACAAAACAUUUUGUUCUUCGAUAAACGUGAAGAUGCUGAAUUCGAUUUUGAUCAUGUCUGUGAAACUGCAGCAGAGCCACCAAAUGAAGAACCUGGUCAUAUUAACUCACCACAACGUUUAGCGUUGGAAGCCACCUUUAUAAAUACUAAUUUAUGUCAACAAAUGUUAUCAAGGGGUGGCAAAACUUAUCGUUUCCCUGAAGAGAAUCCUUUCAAAGAUAACAACGAUGAGAAAGGCGACGAAGAUGAUGAUGAUGAGGAUUCAGAGAAUCCGAAAGACUCACAAGUUAAAAGUCGAGAAUGUGAAGGAAAGACAGAUUUGUCAUCUGUAGGCUAUCGAUAUCGUUUAUUCGAUUUGGGUAAUGGUAUUCAAGCUGUUAUUCGUUGUGAAUUGACUGGUGUACUUCCGCCAACUGGUGAGGAUCAGACGAAUACCAAUCCACAGUUUGUAUGUAUACGUGCACUGAAUGAGUUUGACUCACGUUAUUGCGGUGGUGUUGACUGGCGUACUAAACUUGAUACUCAACGUGGAGCUGUUCUAGCCGCUGAAAUAAAGAAUAAUGCUUUUAAACUAGCCAAAUGGACUAUAUGCAGUAUGUUGGCAGGUGCAGAUCAAUUAAAAUUAGGCUUUGUUUCACGUGUUAAUCCUCGUGAUUCUGCUCGUCAUGUCAUACUUGGAACUCAACAGUUUAAACCAUCAGAGUUUGCUAGUCAAUUGAAUUUAAAUAUGGAUAAUGCAUGGGGUAUACUAAGAUGUGUUAUUGACUUCUUCAUGAAAAUGCCUGAUGGCAAAUAUCUUAUGCUAAAAGAUCCGAAUAAGCCGGUAAUUCGCAUCUACUCAUUACCGAAAAAUGCACUCGAUUCAGAUGAUGGUGAUGGGUUAAGUGAAGAAGAAGAAGAAGAAGAAGAAGCAGCUAAUGGUGAACAAUAUGCUCCUAAUGAGAAUAAAACAGAAGAGAUUAGUGACGUGGAAAAAGGAGCUGAAGAAGUAACCACAACAGAUCAAGAAGGUCCUGAUGGGCAUGCAAGAAAAUCAGAAACUACUGAUCAUCAACCGAAGGCAACUGGCGAAGAGGUAUCUUCAUGAAAUGUGCACACGAGUCUUACACUUCCUGAGUAAUAUUGUUAUCAAUUGUGAAAAAUGUUUCUAGGUGCAUCACAAUAUUACUGUAGUGUUUUCUGUGCCGAAUUUGAAAAUUUUUUAUUUUUCAAACCUCUGUUUAAAGUUGGCUAACUAUACUUUUCCACAGUCUCAUUUUAUGACCAUAAGUCUUAUAUUAUAUAUUCUGGUAAAUGGCUUUGGUUUCUUAUGAAUUUUCAAUAUUAUUUUUGAGGG
Molecule: messenger RNA, 3305 nt
Organism: Heterobilharzia americana
Lineage: Eukaryota; Metazoa; Platyhelminthes; Trematoda; Strigeidida; Schistosomatidae
Source: the annotation of a GenBank genome assembly